Rhagoletis zephyria (snowberry fruit fly) is the source of this 2124-nucleotide messenger RNA. RefSeq lists its product as uncharacterized. NCBI's taxonomy places the organism in Eukaryota, Metazoa, Arthropoda, Insecta, Diptera, Tephritidae. The record is from RefSeq and is a predicted model, not a curated record.
AGGCAAAAUUAUCAUUUUGUUUUGCUAUGCCUUUUCUAGAGGGUUGCUGUGAAAAUCAUCAAUGAUGAUACGCUGUUGCUCCGUGCUCACCUGAUUGACCUAGAUUUCGUGAGGAUCGAGUAGCAUAAUGAGUUUUUCACCUAAAGUAUUAGCCAACAUAAAGCAAGCAAAAGAUUCAGAUGAAGAUGAGCAGGAAUUUCCACUACUGAAAGUAUUGAAAACUUUUCCAGAAACUGCAAACGUAAUUGACCCAAUUGAAGAAAUCCUUCCUAGAUGCGAAGAUUUCAAGGAACAUGUUGAAAUCGGCGUUGAUCCUCUGUUCAGCAAUAUGGAGACAUUUGACCCAAAUAGCUUCGUCGGUGCUUAUAAAGACACGGAAAUCACAAAGACUGAUGAGAGCGACGAGGACGAAGACAAUGCAACAAAUCGGCAAGGCAAAAGGACACGACUUCCAGAGGAGUUACUGGGACGCAACGGCUUUAUGUGGAGCACAAGCAAAGCUUCAGCAAUUAACAAUUUCGACUCCGCAUUACAACUUCUACAACCGAAAGGGAAGGGUCCAGCGCAUACAAUAAACAACAUAUUAGAAAUGUGGAGUUUGCUUGUGGAUGAGCAAAUCGUUUCUCAAAUAGUACACUAUACCAAUGUACACAUUAAACAACGAAAAACAAAGUUGCCCCAUCAGCGAUUGAUCGAUGCCGUGGAACUCCGCGCCUGGUUAGGCCUAAAUUAUCUAUGCGGAAUUUUUCGUAAUGCAACACAUAAUGGACCACUAGAUGAAUUAUGGUCACUGGAGCUGGGCAAUGCCAUUUUUCGAGCCACUAUGUCUCUCAAGAGAUUCAAGUUUAUUUCAGAAAGUUUACGUUUCGGCGAUAAUGUUAAGCAAGUCAAGAAACCAGAAUCGGAUGCUAUAUUGGAUAUAUGGAACAAGUUCUUAGUAAAUUGUCGGUCGUAUUAUGCACCCAGUGGCAAUUGUUCCGUGGCCGAAGUGGUAAUGAAUUUCACAAAUGUAAAAGAUGUGCCUCGAUUACUGAUGCUAUGCGAUGUCAAAACAUUGUACAUGUGUAAUGCCGUUCUAAAUUCCUCUGGAGAGUAUAAAGACCGUGACGUAUUGCGUCUUGCAUCUGACAUAAAAGGCAGUAAGCGUAAUAUCGUGCUCUCUUCGCAAUUCACAAGCGCAGAACUAGCGAAGAAACUUUUGGAAAAGGAACUGUCUGCUCUCGGUAGUUUGCCACAUACUGCUAAGGAAGUACCGCCAGAGUUCAUUUCGAAUAGUUGUUCAGUGCGAAAACUGUAUUCCAACUCGAUUAACUUAAUAUCUUGUCAACAAAAUGUAGGCAUUUUACUAACCUGCGGUAUUCCGAACAAAAUAAAAGUGGAACAUUUGUAUAGCUUAAGUUGCAACGCUUGUCGGAACUAUCAAGAAAUAGUUGGCAUGUACUCCACCAGUCAUGCCACCCAGCAAAUUCACAAUUGUUGGUCACUGACAUUCUUUCAAAAUAUACUUGACUAUGCCAUUGUUAAUGCCUGGAUAUUAUUUGUACUAUCGUCCAAUGGUGAUGGCAGUAUGAAGCAACGAGACUUUCAGCGACACCUUGGGCUAUAUCUAACACAGCAACAACUCAAACGACAGCUUCAAUCUAAUCGUCUCACUUUGCCACAGAAGGUACAAAUUUCAGAAGUGCUGGGUGAACCAACCAGUCAGCUGUUUGACGAGGCCAAGGCAGCUAGCGCAAAAGAUAUAUGUACCAUGACUAUACCGCACGAUAAACUUAAAUUACCGGACGGAGUUAAAUUACUGCCGAAAAAUUUAAAAACUCGCUUGAAUUGUCGGAAAUGCCCCAGCAAAAUUUCGCGAAAAACUAAAACGAGGUGUCAACAAUGCUUAAGGCCACUUUGUCAGAAACAUUUUGUUUUGCGCUGCUGCGAUUGUACCGGUGUUGUGGAAGCGGAGGUCGAAACGAAGGAAAAUGCCAUUGAAGAGGGACCCGAUCAGGCAUUGAACGAAAGUGAUCGAGAAGAAGGACAAGACGAAAGCGACAUUUAAUUUACCAUAAUUAAACUAAUUGUUAGUGUAUAUUUUGAUAAAAAUAAUCAAAGUUUUUUUAUGUAUGUAUGUACAUA